Colletotrichum godetiae is the source of this 615-nucleotide messenger RNA. RefSeq lists its product as uncharacterized. The coding region runs from base 1 to 615 and encodes 204 amino acids. The record is from RefSeq and is a predicted model, not a curated record. The transcript has a single exon. NCBI's taxonomy places the organism in Eukaryota, Fungi, Ascomycota, Sordariomycetes, Glomerellales, Glomerellaceae.
AUGAAUUCUUCAUCCACGGCUCCGGGACAAGGGCACACCCACUACACGAUCCUGGGUAUAAGUCGCAAACUCGUCCAAGAACAGUCAACCACGGCAGGGCCGCAUCAAAUCAUUAAACGGGCCUACCACCGCGCCCUCCUCCAAAACCACCCGGACAAAUACCCACAGCUCAAGAACAAUCCUGCCACCACCAGCACCCGAGCACCAUCUCACUCUUCUUCUUCUUCUUCUGCCGCCACCUUUUCAAUCGACCAAAUCUCAUCAGCCUACAAAGUCCUCUCAGACCCAAGGCAGAGGGCAGAAUACGACCGCGCCCUGGACCUGGCACCAAACAACCAAGGCCUCCAGCGCGGCGACGGUGACGAAGAAAAGUCCUUUCAGACGGGCAUCGAAGUCGUCGACCUCGACGACCUGGAAGUCGAAGAACCUUCCUCAGAAGACCCCGAAGCCGCUGAGUGCUGUUGGUACCGCAGCUGCCGGUGCGGCAACCCGCGCGGCUUCCUCUUCACGGAGGCGGACCUGGAGGAGGCGGGUGAGAACGGAGAGCUACUCGUCGGCUGUCAGGAUUGUAGUCUUUGGAUGAAGGUUCACUUUGCCGUGGUCUCGGAUGAUUGA